This is a messenger RNA of Gastrolobium bilobum, 1334 nucleotides long. RefSeq names its product putative serine/threonine-protein kinase. Gene Ontology annotation, biological process: protein phosphorylation. The transcript is spliced from 6 exons. The coding region runs from base 124 to 1272 and encodes 382 amino acids. NCBI's taxonomy places the organism in Eukaryota, Viridiplantae, Streptophyta, Magnoliopsida, Fabales, Fabaceae. Gene Ontology annotation, molecular function: protein kinase activity; ATP binding. The record is from RefSeq and is a predicted model, not a curated record.
UUUUCAAUGUUUCCACAAAGAUGUUCCAUUCUCAUUUGCCAUACACGCUCUCCUCCAUCUCCAAAACCUUCAUAUAUAGACCAAAGUCCGAUAUCCAAGGAAGCGUUACGCUUUUCUUGAGACAUGAAACUUCUUUUUUCUGCUUUUCGUUGUUUCUCAUCAGCAUCAUCGGCACAUGAAAAAAACAAAAACGAGUACCCUGAAGAAGAGAAUGAUGGAAGCUUUCGUGUAUUCACUUACAACCAAUUGAAAUCAGCCACUCGUAAUUUUCAUUCCUCGGACAAGGUUGGAGAAGGUGGCUUUGGCUCUGUCUAUAAGGGGAGGCUUAAAGAUGGUUCUUUUGUGGCUGUGAAAGUGCUUUCAAUUGAGCUUGAAUCCAUGCGAGGAGAGAGGGAGUUUGUAGCAGAAUUGGCUUCACUUGCAAAUAUCAGGCACCAGAAUCUAGUUAGCCUUCUAGGGUGUUGUGUGGAUGGUGCUCACAGAUAUUUAGUCUAUGAUUACAUGGAAAAUAACAGCCUCUACCACACUUUCUUAGGUUCGGAGGAGGGAAGGAUGAGUUUCAGCUGGGAAGCAAGGAGGAACAUAUCCAUAGGUGUGGCUAGGGGGCUUGUCUUUCUCCAUGAGGAGCUUAAGCCUCAUAUUGUGCAUAGAGACAUCAAGUCCAAAAAUAUACUUCUUGAUCGGAAUUUUACACCAAAAGUUUCUGACUUUGGUUUGGCGAAGUUACUGAGAGAUGAAAAAUCUUACAUCAGUACUCGGGUUGCAGGGACAUUGGGUUAUCUGGCUCCAGAGUAUGCCAGUUCUGGACAGGUGACACGAAAAUCAGAUGUUUAUAGCUUUGGAGUAUUACUUUUACAAAUUGUCAGUGGCCUAGCAGUUGUGGAUGCCUAUCAAGACGUUGAACGUUUCAUUGUAGAGAAGGCAUGGGCAGCGUACGAAGCCAACAAUUUAUUAAGACUAGUGGAUCCAGUGCUUAAUAUGAACUUCUCGGCGGAAGAAGCAACGAAAUUCCUAAAGGUGGGGUUGCUUUGUGUGCAAGAAACCGCCAAGCUUCGACCCAGUAUGUCAGAGGUUUUAACAAUGUUGAGCAACAACAUUGAUAUGAAAGAUGUUCACAUUUCAAAACCAGGGUUUGUUGCUGAUCUAAGGAACAUCAGAAUCAAGCAACAAAUAAGUCAACAAAUGGGAACAAACUCUUCACCAGAAUCAAGUUCUGCUAGUGGAGCAACCUUUGCAAGUUCCCUUUGGAGUACGGCCAAUCUUGCUCGUUAAUUAGAUUGACAAUUUUCAUGCGUUUAGGAAUUAGGAUCAUGCCAAAUUUGGUUACCCUGUAU